Molecule: messenger RNA, 2180 nt
Organism: Puntigrus tetrazona (Sumatra barb)
Lineage: Eukaryota; Metazoa; Chordata; Actinopteri; Cypriniformes; Cyprinidae
Product: zinc finger and SCAN domain-containing protein 12-like
Exons: 2
Coding region: 203-862 (219 amino acids)
Biological process (GO): regulation of transcription by RNA polymerase II
Cellular component (GO): nucleus
Molecular function (GO): DNA-binding transcription factor activity, RNA polymerase II-specific; RNA polymerase II cis-regulatory region sequence-specific DNA binding
Source: RefSeq, a predicted model, not a curated record
UUCUGAUAAGUCUCAAUUUGUGCUGUCAAAUGAUUAAUCGCAUUGAAAAUAAAAGUUUUGCUUAAAUUUGUGUAUGAAAAUAUACAGGUACCAACCAGCCAUCCUGUUAUAGCUCAGUAUUUUUAGUGGUAAAUUUCUGCCACAAUUGCCUGUUUUACAUAAAUGUAACAAAUGUUUCUACCGUGCGGUUUGGACAGUAUUCAUGAAAUUUAAUGAGACGGUUUCUUUUUUAGACGUCAAGAAUGAGCUACACAGUAUGACCAAAACUGAGCAGGGAAGUGCUGGAACAGAUACAAGUGUGUUGAGUGAGGAGUCAUCCCUUGAAGUGGCUGUAAAAGUAGAAAAAGAGGAGGGAUAUGGAGAACCAAUCCCUGUAACACUCUCUGUAGUGGAGGAGCCUAACUCAGACAGACUUUCUCUGGCUCAGUCUCAACUGCUGGAAGACUGGAGACCUGAGCCAUUGCAGUCAGAGAGCUGCCAAACAAACAUGCACUUUCAGUCCACCAAUCAAUCCCUAGAUUUCCUGUCAUCCUCAAGCUCAGGUCAUCAAAGCCACUUCCCGAAGCUCCACAACAACAAUUACAAAGUUCCCGAGCGCCAUGCAUUUCCCCCCGGCCGAAGAUUGUAUCGUUGCGGCCUCUGUGAGCGAGACUUUAACCGCAAGCAGCAUCUCAAGAUCCAUCAGAGGAUCCAUACGGGAGAGAGGCCGUACACUUGCUCCAUCUGCAGCGCACGCUUUCGUCACGCACUGACACUCAAGCGGCACUCUCGCAUCCAUACGGGAGAGAAACCUUACGUUUGUGAUCAGUGUGGGAAAAAGUUUAGGAAUGAUGGUGGUUUGAAGUUCCAUCAGUGUUCAUGACAACAGUCGUAUAAUUGCACUGUCUAUUGUAGUCAUGUCUAUAGGGUUAUCCCAGGAAAGGAAAGGUCAUUAAAUAGAUGGUUCACCCAAUUUGACAUUUAAUGUAAAUAUAUUUUUAAUGAAAUCUGAGUGGUUUCUGUCCCUCUAUUAAAAGUCAAGUUAACCAAAACUUACAAGAACCAAAAUGGAGUAAAAUUACUUAAUAAAUAUUAAAUAAUAAAUCAUUUUUUCAGCCUUUUAUUUACAUCUUAACAAUAAUCAGCGCACACAUACAUAGAACAUAGCAUUUGGUAAACACAGAAGCUUUAUCAAUGAGGUUUAUUGUAGCUUCCAUGUGAUGGUUUACCAUUUGUGAUGCACUUUAUGUUUGUGUGUUUAUAUGUAGAAUCCACAUAACAUUGGAUCAAACCUCUUGAUUCAUAUGCGUGGACUCUUUGGAUCUUUUAGCCUGAGUUAGAGGUUUUAGUUACCUAGACUUUCAGUGGAGGGACACUGAACAGAUUUAACCAACACUAUUAUAGAAUUUAAUAUGCUUUUCAAAGAAUAAACAAAGUGUAAUGGGUUUGAAAUUACAUGAAUUUAAAUUUCCGGUUGAAAAAUCCCUUUGAGAUGAUAUUAAUGGAUCCUGGAUUCCUUGUCUAUGAAAUCCCUGCUUUAGGUAAAAGCAUGUGUCUAAUGGAUAUCGGUUAUACCUUAAUGCCUUUCAAAAAUAUCUGUAUUUCCCGGUGAUUUGAAGUGCCUGACAAGACUUUAAUACGAAUACUGUUAGAUUGAAUCACACUUUGAAAGAAUGAGAUGAAGUGAUGGAAAAAAAAUAGCAAAUUUUAUAUAAUAUUUCUAAGGUCUGGAAUAUCUUACAAGACUUCAUGUAGAAACAUGUAGUUCAUUAGACUAUUUACAAAGUUGGAAAAAUGUAUGAUGCCUAGCAUUUUAAAAUCUGUUCAAAUUUUAAAAGUCAUGUAGUGUCUUCCAGCCUUUAGCCAUCUGUGUUAUGGUGCUCAGGAUUAAUCUGAACUUGAACCCUUUUGUACUUGAUCUUCACAAAUCAACAAGUGUUAUACCAACCAUCAAAAUCUUUAAAAUGGAGACAUUCUCUCCAUUUCUAACUUGUGAAGACCCCUCAAACCACACAAACAUAAUAAAUGAAAUAAAGAAAAACACUACAACUGCAAGGGGAAAAAGGCAAGUAAUAUAGAAGACCUGCUAACUAAAGUUCAUCUUAGGUAUAUGGCACAGCAUAGAUUCAAAGCACAGAGGAAAAAUGGGCUCAAUGCAAUGUUAUUUUUGUUUUGCAGAUUAAAUUAGUUUGUGAAAUGAA